Molecule: messenger RNA, 1329 nt
Organism: Ictidomys tridecemlineatus (thirteen-lined ground squirrel)
Lineage: Eukaryota; Metazoa; Chordata; Mammalia; Rodentia; Sciuridae
Gene: Clec9a
Product: C-type lectin domain containing 9A
Biological process (GO): receptor-mediated endocytosis
Cellular component (GO): membrane; cell surface
Source: RefSeq, a predicted model, not a curated record
ACUACUGUGAAAAAAGUAGCCAGUUUCACUUCAUUCACCAACUUGCUCCUAACCACAAGUGCAGCUGUUUGUAUCAGCCUCCUGCAUGGACUGGCUGCUUUACCUAUCAAAGCCUCUCAGCCAUGCACGAAGAAGAAAUAUACACCUCUCUUCAGUGGGAUAAUCCAACAUCAGAAACUUCUCAGAAAUGUCUGACUUCCACCAAACUUUCAGGAACAUGCUGUGUUGUGAUGGCGAUUUCAUGGAUUUUCUGCAUAGGCUUGUUAACAACAUCCAUUUUCUUAGGCAUCAAAUUUUUCCAGGUAUCUACCAUCUCAAUGCAGCAGCAAGAAAAACUCAUCCACCAGGAGAGAGCAUUGUUGAACUUUACGCAAUGGAAGAAAAACCAUGACCUUCAGAUGAAAUAUUGUCAAACCUUGAUGCAAAACUCUUUCAGUUUGGCCUGUGACUGCAGUCCUUGUCCAGAAAACUGGAUUCAGAAUGGAAAGAGUUGUUACUAUGUCUCUGAUAUUUGGAAAAGUUGGCCAGCCAGCAAAGAGGCUUGUUUGAAAGAGGGCUCCAGUCUUCUACAAAUAGACAACGAAGAAGAAAUGGUUUUUAUCACCAAAAACUUGCAGAAGCUCAAAGCAGGCUAUGAGUACUGGGUGGAAAUAUCUCAGGAUGGACUUCAGGCACCUUUGCUUUGGCAAGAUGGCUCCUCUCCUUCCCCCGACCUGUUACCAACAAAGAGACCCCAGUCAACCAACCAGCUCUGCAGAUUCCUCAAAGACAAUGUCCUUUCGUCAGAUAACUGUAACAACUGGAAAUAUUUUAUCUGUGAGAAGUGCUCAUUAAGAUGCUCUAUCUGAAAGAAAUUGCUCAAAAAGAUCUAUAACGCUGGUAUUUGAAACAGGCCAUUGAAAAACCUGCCACAAAAAGACUAAGAGCAAAUACAGAAGUAAACCAGGGUAUGGGCUUUGAAACCAGCUUCCUGGAACCAUCAACCCUUCCUUUCAUAUUUUCACUUGGAAAUGUCUUCAACAAUUUGAAGAUUUCAGUUGACAUUGUUCAAAUUGCCAAUAAAUUGAUUGGAACCACAGAGGACCAGAAACUGAUGCUCUGUGAACAAAGAACAUAAUUUCCUUCCCUCCCUCCCUCUUUCUCUUUUCUUCCUUCCCUUCCCUUCCCUUCUCCUCUUUUUUCCUCUCCUCUCCUCUCCUCUCAGGGCCAUUGAGAAAAUAAAAUUUGUCUGUAAAUUGUCAGUGACUACUUGGAGAGAAUAUGUUUGAAAGUCAAUUAAUCCUCUUCAAAUAAAAUUCUCUUCUAUAUUCAAUCUCCUCUCCUCUCCUU